CUGACGACAUGCCAAAGCUCUUCCUUGUAUGAUUCAAACUAGUGAACCACAAGCACUGUGUACUGGUUCAGGGUUUCCUGUUUCCUCAUUUUUGCUUGUCGUUGACCUUUUUUUCUCACACCACCUUUUAUGUUUUACCGAAUGCCAUCAGAGAAUAUCACAUUCGAUAUAUUGCUGAGAUGACUUUACAAUUUAAAGAUGUCUUUUGGGGAGUGGAUUUUACAAGUAAUGUGGGAUAUGAGGCCCUCAUCCAGAGACUCUGUGAAGGUAGACGAAUGUGCAAAGACAUGGAGGACCUCUUGAAGAUGAGGGCAUCAGCAGAAGAGAGAUAUGGCAAGGAGUUGGUGAUGAUCGCACGCAAGGCAGGGGGUCUCUGUGAGAUCAGCACUUUGAGAGCAUCCGUUGACCAACUGAAAUUCCAAAUUGAGAACAUCGGGAACCUACACAUACAGCUUUCUGGGAUGUUAAAAGAAGAGAUCAGGAGGAUGGAACAGUUCAGGGAGCGUCAAAGAGAGCAGAGGAAAAAGUUUGAAUGCAUCAUGGAAAAAGUUCAGAAGAUAAAGGUGUCUAUACACAAAAAAACAAUGGAGUCUAAAAAGUCAUAUGAACAGAGGUGCAGAGAGGCAGAUGAAGCAGAGCAAGCUGCUGAGAGGAUUGCCAGUGUGACCACAAUUUCAACAAAGCAGGCUGAGAAGGUACACAACAAGUCUAAGCAGUGCAGGGAGGCAGCAGUAGAGGCAGAAAAACAGUACAUGUCAAACAUUGAACAACUAGACAAAAUUCGCCAAGAAUGGGAGAGCACACAUGAGGGAACGUGUGAGGCCUUUCAGCUGCUGGAGGAAGAUCGUAUAAACAUUCUAAGGAAUGCCAUCUGGGUCCACUGUAACCAACUCUCAAUGCAGUGUGUCAAAGAUGAUGAGUGUUAUGAGGAUGUGAGGGAAACUCUUGAGCUGUGUGAUAUCACAACGGACAACGACUGCUUUGUUAAGAUGAAAAGCACUGGCUCAAAUCCACCAGUGCCCAUAGUUUUUGAGAGCUACUAUGAGAAGGAACACUCUACAGACAACAAUGGCAGUGCCUGCUUUGUUGGAGGAGUUAUAAAGAGGUUUUCAAACCUUUUGCAAGGCAACUCUGCAGGUGCCAGAACCAACGUCAGUGAUGGUUCACAGCCAAUAGCAUCAUCUACUGAUGACACAUUGGAUGUCUAUGCCUCCAUUCCUGAAUGUAACCAGAUCAACAUUUCAAGCAACCCAGAAGACAGAGAGGAGUACCAGGCUUUGUAUGAAUAUAUGGCUCAGGGUGAGGAUGAGCUUUCCAUAUCUGAAGGGGAGAGGGUUGUGGUCAUUGAGCAGGGUGUUGACGGCUGGUGGACAGUGGAGAGGAACGGCCUGCCAGGACUAGUCCCCGGAUCCUAUCUUGUCAAAAUAUGAAAUCCUGUAGGCAUGAGGAGCAUGGCUGUAGGACCAGUGGCAUACUCCUACUCUGCUUAAUCUACUGUAUGUUUAGGCUUGAUACUUUUCUCUAAACAACAGUCCUGAUAAUCUAAUCUUGGUCUUGGUUACAUGUGUUGUUGACCAUACUGACCCUAGACCAUGUAUUAAUGUAAUUAUGUCCAUCUUGACAACUUAUUGUCAAGAUGGACAAGAGACAUCCACCAAUGGAUAUAAUAAGUGUUUACCCCACUUGUAUUUGUACAUAUUGUGCUUUGUUACGAAAUGGGAUUUUAAAAAAUUGUGUAAUUGAUCCAAACAGAAUAUUCAAUGACAUGAAAGUAAAACUAAACUCUAGAAAUAUUUUUGAAUAAAUCUAAAUGUUACUACUCAGAUAUAGUAUUUACUUUUAUUGUUAAGGCAAGCGUAAAUUAUUUUAUGAGGGAAAUGUCUAUUUAAUGAAAUCUGUAGUCAAAAUAGAAUGUAAUUUAAUUUUUACCAGGUUUUCUCACAUUUCCAGUUUCGUAAUGUCCAAUUUGCAAAUUUGACCGUGCCUCAUUGCAACGACUCCACGUGAAGAUUGAUUUGUGUCCUCUGGUGCAUUUCAUGCAUAGGCAUCCUGCUUCUUAUCACACUUCUUAUCAGAGAUGUAUUUAGACAGUGUUUGUAUACAUUUUACAUCUGAACAACAUGGUCACUUCCAAAAUGAUUGGACCACCUUCAUAUGCCAUCUCUUGAUAAUCCUAAUGCCAAUAUUAUGUUAAUAUUAAUAAAUGCUACAUGAGUCUA
Molecule: messenger RNA, 2219 nt
Organism: Esox lucius (northern pike)
Lineage: Eukaryota; Metazoa; Chordata; Actinopteri; Esociformes; Esocidae
Gene: pstpip1a
Product: proline-serine-threonine phosphatase interacting protein 1a
Exons: 15
Coding region: 180-1430 (416 amino acids)
Biological process (GO): actin filament polymerization
Cellular component (GO): plasma membrane; cytoplasm; actin filament
Molecular function (GO): actin filament binding
Source: RefSeq, a predicted model, not a curated record